Molecule: messenger RNA, 5138 nt
Organism: Coniophora puteana RWD-64-598 SS2
Lineage: Eukaryota; Fungi; Basidiomycota; Agaricomycetes; Boletales; Coniophoraceae
Exons: 12
Coding region: 34-2997 (987 amino acids)
Biological process (GO): microtubule nucleation; meiotic cell cycle; mitotic cell cycle
Cellular component (GO): centrosome; equatorial microtubule organizing center; gamma-tubulin complex
Molecular function (GO): gamma-tubulin binding; microtubule minus-end binding
Source: RefSeq, a predicted model, not a curated record
CCCCACCAGACUUUCGAACAAGCUGUCAAUGUCAUGAAUCUUUGUACGACAACGGGGUCCCUCGAGGACUUGGACGUGCUUUUCUCUGUGCAGCCUAUACCGCAAUUGGCUUCCGUGGACGACGAUCGCCACUUCUUCAUACCACCUUUACCUCUCAGACCUCAAGAUCCUAUCCUCGACCUUGUACAGAAACGUCAAGGCUUGGAUCUAUCGGCAGACAUAGUUCAUCACACAACUCACAUAGCCGACCCCGAAUUGCCACAGUCACCACCGGUUGCCCAUGUCGAUCCUCAGUCUCAUGUACAGUCCACGUUCUGGCCAUACCUCUCCACAGAUGAGCAUGUCACAAGCGGCAAGCUGUACUCUUGGGACGCUCUCCGCCUCCCACUGAACAUUUCUCAUUGCUCGUCUGAAUACUUAUCUGAGCAAGACACCCAGCUCUAUGCCUCACUUCAUUUGAACUCGAUUUCAGGCGGUAAAGACGUCAAUCGGUCUGUUAUCCGUAUUGGUAAUACGCAACUUCUCGCUUCACUCAGAUCAAACUUGCUCGGUCUAUCUACCACUUUGCAUUCCUGGAACGAGAGCGCAGAGUUGUUUGAACCCCAUGAGGGCAAUCAACUUAUCUUUCUGGCCAGCCAGGACAGAGUGGAAGUCAUCAAUCAAAGUCUUCUUUCAAAGUUUCUCAGCUUGAGCAGUCUUCUGCGUCGGCUAGACGUUCUCGUACAGACGUCUCCAAGAAGAAGACUGAAGUCGAGUGCUACAAUACACGCCUUCAUCUACACACUUUCCAACGUCGUGGGAUUUAUACGACAUAGUCUAACAGAGCGCCAACGAACAGCGGACCUGAGUCAACAAUCGCUCUCUUCAACAUGGUCAAUGUGGGCCGAAUACGAAGAUAUAGUCCUCACGCUGGCCGAGUUGUGUGGAAGGAAUCUCGACUGUCAUCCGUCAUGCUAUCUGGAUCUUCCCUCAGAUGCAGUCAAUCUGCUCUCUUUAAUAUAUGACGAGCUCCAUCGGCAUACUAGCAAGUCGUCCUCUAGGAUGACAUGUGCUUUACUAGCGCACGUUCUCACUGUCAGCUCUACCCAAUACAUCGACCGGCUGAGCAAAACGGUUGCUUUGAGUGGGCUCGGAAGGGUGCAACUAGACUCCUUCCAUGCAAGCGCAUCCACUGCAGUCUCUUUCGGAGACUUUGAAGGGGAUCAAGUCGGGGUUCACCCUCUCAAGGCAGUUGAUGACGAUGAGAUUGAAGAUGGACGCUACCCAAGCUUUUUACCACCUGAGUUGGUUGCCAUCCUACCUGCUGCGACAAAGUCUCUCAAGCUACUGGCUGCGGCGCGCCCUGACCACCCUAUCCUGGUUAAUUUUCAGGAAAGGCCGACAGUCGUCUGGCUUUGGGAAGUGUCGAUAAUACAUAGCGCCUGGGUUGGAGAGCUUUCAGGUAGCUCACCAUCUCCGGAAAAUGCUCUUGAUCCAGACCCUACGAGUCGAGCUCCUCAACAGAAAUAUAGAACAGGCUUAGAAGGACUUGGCGUUUUUGAUUUAGAGCCGUCAAUAGGGUCGUUCUCAUCCCUAAAGGGCCAGACCUAUGCAAGACUGGAAGCUUUCACUCAAAGGUAUCCAGAUCAUCUUCCCUCUGUCACCCCAACGCUCCACGCUUUGUCAGAGCUUGUUUUUUCCCCACUGACCGUUCAUUCCUCCUCGCUUUCCCAAGCACUGCUCCUGCUCCUGCUGGACACUCAGUCAUCCUUAUCUCUUCAGCAACACUUAGUCUUACUUCGAUCUCACAUGUUGUUCACCUCCCAUCAUUUCCGGUUGCGUCUCACCAACGCGCUGUUUUCAGACCGUGGUGAUCAGGAGGAUCUAGAGCACGAUCCCCGAUCCCUUGUCAUGCUUCGUGGCCAAAAAGCAAGCGACACCGCUGGCAACAUCCUCUGGCCGGUUGGCCUGUCACCUCUCCUGUCCAACAGAGAGUCUUGGCCUCCAGGUGGUGCAGAACUGAGCUACGUGUUAAGGACCGUGAUAGUGGACUCUCUGGAGCAAGCCUAUUUGGCACGAAAUGCUACCACCGGAGGAGAAAUAUCCGAAAUUGAGAGCCGUCUUGGAUUUGCGAUUAGGGAUCUUCCCGUUGGCCCAGGGAGAGAUAACUGGCUGAACCCUCGCUCUAUAGAAGCUUUGGAUUUUUUGUACCUAGAUUACAAAGUACCACACCCUCUGGACGUGGUCAUCACUCCGGAAAGUUUGCUGAAGUACCAACGAGUAUUUGCUUUCGUCCUUCGGCUUACGAGAGUUGAGGCAGCCAUACGGUACACUUACAGGCUCACCAGAAACAGUCAAGCACCUGUCUUCCCUACCUUCUCGAAAUCAAAUAAGCUCCUCUCCCACUUCCGAUUCGUUGCUCACUCAUUCAUAUCCAACCUGUCGACUUACGUGAUGGGAACCGCGAUCGGCGCUAAUUACGAUGUUUUCCUUCGUCAAUUAGAUCUUUCCUCGCGUAGCGCUGAAGAGGCUGAGAAGCAUGGCUUCAGAGACGUCUUUAUGCUUGCCGACAGGCACUCUGCGCUCUUGGAUGACAUUCUGAGCGCCUGCUUGCUGCGAUCAGGACAGCGAGCAGUCGGCAACCUACUCAGGAAUGGGAUAGAAAUUGUGCUCGAAUUCACGAUGCUGCUCAAUGACAUGUCCUGCGGCAGUUUAAAAGAGUAUGAGGCAACCCAUCAACUGGAGCAACUCUAUGGCCGGUUCAAAAGCAAGAUGGCGCAAAUGACCAGAGGAUUGCGGAACUUGCUUAACCGGGACGAGGGCAUGUUGCUGCAGCUACAGAGCCGGACUUCAGGAUCCGGGCCUGGCCUUUCACAAGCACCAGGGGGGUUGGAAGCUCUGCACCAACUGAUGACUGGAUUGGACCUGAGUGAUUGGUGGACUCAUGCAGAAAAGUUACAAUCAAGAAGUGGGACACAGAAGAGUGAUCAAAACAAUGGAUUGCAUAACAAAGCAUAACGAGUGGAUAUUGGAUGCGUACUGAGGGUGCCUAACUUACUUGCGAUCUACAUACUGCUGGAUUACGAAUACAAAACAAUGGGAAUGACUAGUACUAGAACUUAGGAAUAAUGUACAACUAACCUAUGUCUCGGCACAAGGACAAAACUGAAGCAUACUUUUCAUAAUAAAUACCAAGCGCUGAUUAGGACUCCCAAGCGUCCUCAAAAGUAUUGCUUGCAGAAUUUGUUUGCAUGACACGAGCUUUCAUGUCUUUCUUCAUGCGGGAAUUUUCGUGGAUCCAGAUGGACUGGAUCUCCUCCUGGGUCACGUCGGUGGACCCCUCAGAUGUAUUCUGAAUGCCAAGCCCACGUAGAAUCUCUUCCUGCCGAAGAGUCUCCACGAGCUGGACUCGCUGUGCCACAGCUUUAAUGACACCUGAAGAUGCGGAGCGUCCAAAGCCCUUCCGACCAGGUUUAGUCGGGGACCCCAUUCCCACAACAUUGCAGCCGGAGAUAACGACCAGACCCACUGUUUCCAGGACGCCGAUGAGGUCGUUGAACUCGCUGCGAGAGACGGCUUGGUGGCCGGAGUCGUCGCUUUGAGAGAGGACCUUGGAAUAGUAGGCAUGCAGGUGAGUGAGGUCGUGACCACUGGCACGACCAGACUGCACGGCACUGGAGGAAGAGGUACGCUUAACAGGCGACCUUGGGGUGGUGGCUGGUGAUGACCCAAGAGGCAGGGAAGCAUCGCAACGCUGCGAAGCGAGCAGAAUAGAGAGGAGAACAAAACGCCCUUGAAGUCCGAGAUUUUGAAUCUUGGUAACCGUCUCACUGGAUACUGUUACUGAACCUGAAGGAGUGGCCGUCCGAGGAGCCGAGCGAGCGGAUGCAGCCGGUAGGUACGCCUUCAGAGCAGAGAGGAUAAGGGGAGGGGUGACCGUAGGAGUGGGAGUAUCCAGGGGGUUUUCCACAGGUUUUGUUUUAGAGGCCGAGACCGCAAGGUCAAUUGCGCUACGGAGUACCUCGAACAAGGCUCGUACAUCUCCAGUCUGCGAGGCAAUUUUCUUCGACAAAAGAGUUAGAGUGCUCUCAGGAAGCAGCUUUUGUGUCUGCUUCUCAGACACGGAGUCUGAAGCCGAGUCAUAAAGAGAAGAUAAGCGUGCUUUGAGGAUGAUGAGAAGUUCAGGAGAUGUGUAUGCAGGAAAGUGAAGUGUUUGAACGCCUGAUAGUUUAUGCUCGGGACCUGAUGUCAGGGUAUGCGUGUUUGCAAUGCCAAUAAUGCGUAGCAUAGGCAGGUCACGAGGGAGAGAAAAGAUGGCUUCGAGAGCCCCAUUCGUGUCUGAGACAUGGUCUAGCUCAUCAAGCAGUAUGACACAAGGUCGGUUCAAGGACGAUAUUAUGGCCUCUACGGCUUGUUUGCCUUUCAGCUUCCGUCGAGGUUGAGAGCCGGAGCCGCUGAGUUCAUCAGAUAGGCGAUCCCAGAGAGCAUCGACUUUGCCCAAGCCCAUACAGUUGAUCAAAGCAACAGCGACAUUCGAGACAUCGAGUGAUCGCAAAAUGCUAUAGACCAGCGCAGUUUUGCCGGUGCCAGGCGUACCAGAUACAUAGAGACAGCGGUGUGCGGUCGUGUCCUCAGAGCUAUGGACAAAUCUGGUAAUGAUCUCUCGUUCAUUUACACGGCCUGCCAUAUGGGAGUCGGUACACGUCGAUCGCAACAGUGCGCGAGCCCGGGCAUAAACAGGAAGGAGGGAAAGAGGCGGGGAAGGAGGGGGAGUUGAGAGAGCCCAAUGGGAAACGUUGGCCGAGGGCGUGCUUGGAGCGCUUUUGAUGUUGGGGGUAGAGACAUGCCGGCGCGUGGCUCGAGGUCUCGUUGGAGUGAUGAUUUCCGUAGACGACCUAGUAAGAGUAGAAGCGCGUCUUAAGACGGGGGAUGAUCCAUUAACGGGGGUUGCAGCCAGUGGUUUGACGUUCUCCUUGUUGGCAUCGCCGUCGACCACCGGAGAAACCCGGGCUCUUUUUGACUUGGGUGUCGGGUCCGGAGUGGGAAGCGAGUUAAUGCUGUCGAUGGAGCUGCACGAAAGCGACGACAGGGAUGUGUCGAGCUGAAGGGAGCGCUUUCCAAGGACAGAAGAUCUGGUCUGCAUAAUGACAAUGGUCGCU